Messenger RNA from Helianthus annuus (common sunflower), 1924 nucleotides. RefSeq names its product serine decarboxylase 1. The record is from RefSeq and is a predicted model, not a curated record. Gene Ontology annotation, molecular function: carboxy-lyase activity; pyridoxal phosphate binding. NCBI's taxonomy places the organism in Eukaryota, Viridiplantae, Streptophyta, Magnoliopsida, Asterales, Asteraceae. Gene Ontology annotation, biological process: carboxylic acid metabolic process. Bases 16 to 1713 code for a protein of 565 amino acids. The transcript is spliced from 6 exons.
AGUUAGGGAAUAAAGAUGAAAAAUGAACAAACCCCCCAUGGACUAUCCGAACACUUUUCUCAAAUAAAAAGUGUAGGGACUAUAACCAAUAACCUGAAUACCAAAAGGACCAUUACAAGCCCAUUCUUGAUACUUAAGAAUCAACAUGAUCAAUCAUUUUUUGUCUACAAAUACCAAAAAAAUCACAGAUCUAAUUACUCCUCUUUCUCCUUUCCAAGAACCACAUUCACCAAGAAGCACCAACCCACUUCUCCCAAACGCCGCCUCCACAAAAAGAUAAUGGCUGGAAGUAUUGAUGUGAUGUUGCGUGAGCUGAAUUUGGAAUCUGUUGAAUCUUUGCCGGAUGAUUUUGAUCCAACGGCUGUGAUUAAGGAUCAUGUGCCACCUGUGAUUAAUGGUGACAAGUUGGGAAAUGGGAAGGAGCAGGUGAGGGAGAUUGUGUUGGGUAGGAAUGUUCAUACUAGCUGUCUUGAGGUGACUGAGCCUGAUGAUGAUGAUGAGGUGACUGGUGAAAGAGAGGCUCAAAUGGCUAGUGUGUUGGCUAGAUAUAGGAAGUCUUUGCUUGAGAGGACCAAACAUCAUUUGGGUUACCCUUAUAAUCUGGACUUCGACUAUGGUGCGUUAUCUCAGUUGCAACAUUUCUCCAUUAACAACCUCGGAGACCCGUUCAUCGAAAGCAAUUACGGGGUCCACUCCCGGCAGUUUGAGGUUGGUGUUUUGGAUUGGUUUGCUCGUUUAUGGGAGUUGGAAAAGAACGAGUAUUGGGGUUACAUUACAAACUGCGGAACUGAAGGCAAUCUUCACGGCAUUUUAGUCGGGAGAGAAGUUUUUCCUGAAGGGAUUCUAUACGCUUCAAGUGAAUCACAUUAUUCUGUUUUCAAAGCCGCAAGAAUGUACCGAAUGGACUGUGAAAAAGUCAACACGCUUAUAUCCGGGGAGAUCGAUUGUGAAGAUUUUCGAGCUAAACUGUCUCUUCACAAGGAUAAACCGGCAAUUAUUAACGUUAAUAUAGGGACAACUGUGAAAGGAGCUGUUGAUGAUCUUGAUCUGGUCAUAAAGACUCUUGAAGAAUCGGGAUUCACAGGUCGAUUCUAUAUUCAUUGUGACGGGGCAUUGUUUGGUCUGAUGAUGCCUUUUGUUAAACUUGCACCAAAAGUUUCUUUCAAAAAACCAAUCGGAAGCGUGAGUGUUUCGGGUCAUAAAUUCGUCGGGUGUCCAAUGCCAUGUGGUGUUCAAAUAACACGCUUAGAACACAUCAACGCGCUUUCAAGAAACGUCGAGUAUCUUGCUUCUAGAGAUGCAACAAUCAUGGGAAGCCGCAACGGUCACGCCCCAUUAUUCCUAUGGUACACCUUAAACCGUAAAGGAUACCGCGGUUUCCAAAAAGAAGUCCAAAAAUGUUUGCGAAACGCGCACUAUUUGAGGGGCCGUUUGACGAGUGCCGGGAUCGGUGCAAUGCUGAACGAGCUUAGUAGUACCGUCGUUUUCGAACGCCCGCAAGAUGAAGAAUUCACAAGAAAAUGGCAACUUGCUUGUCAAGGAAACAUUGCACAUGUUGUAGUGAUGCCAAAUAUUACAAUAGACAAGUUGGAUGAUUUUGUGAACGAACUUAUCGAGAAACGCGCGGUUUGGUACAAAGACGGGAAGCGUAAACCGCCUUGUGUUGCGUCGGAUAUCGGCCAAGCUAAUUGUCUAUGCGAGUUGCACAAGUGAUCAUUUUUAGCGUCUCGAUAAACGAUUAGCACGAUGUUAUUUGUUAUGUUGUGUUGAAGUCGUGUUGGUGGUUGUAACGUAUUGUUAUGAUUAUUAUGUUGACGAUGUAGUCCAAUAUGAGGCUUGUAUGUGUCGUUGUGUUGGUAUUACUAUAUAAGAUUGUUGUGAGUUAAAUGCCAUUUUAGUCCCUGUGGUUUGGGAUAUUUUGCCA